This is a messenger RNA of Lacerta agilis (Sand lizard), 892 nucleotides long. RefSeq names its product Rab acceptor 1 (gene RABAC1). Bases 117 to 698 code for a protein of 193 amino acids. NCBI's taxonomy places the organism in Eukaryota, Metazoa, Chordata, Lepidosauria, Squamata, Lacertidae. The transcript is spliced from 6 exons. The record is from RefSeq and is a predicted model, not a curated record. Gene Ontology annotation, cellular component: Golgi apparatus.
CGUAAACGCCCGUUCCUCCCCCUGCCACGCAGCCACACUCCGCUUCCGGAGGAGAGGAGCUGGACCGAAUUCCAAAGGAGGCAGCGCUGCCUUCUCUGUAAAUUGACCGAAGCGCAAUGGCAAGCAAAACAGGACCAGAGCAUCUCUUCAACCCUGCUACUGAAAUGGAGACAGCAGGGACGGUGUUGGGCACCAAGAUCAACAUCCCAGCUCUCCUCCCCCAAGGACCCGCCAAGGAGUGGCUGGAUCAGCGCCGGGCCACCAUCCGGCCCUGGGCCAACUUCAUUGACCAGCGGCGCUUUGGGAAGCCUCGGAAUUUCGGGGAGCUCUGCAAGCGGCUUGUGCGCAACGUGGAAUAUUUUCAGAGCAACUACGUCUUCGUCUUUCUGGGACUCAUCGUCUAUUGCCUCAUCACGUCUCCACUGCUCCUGAUUGCGCUUGCUGUUUUCUUCGGAGCCUGUUACAUCAUCUACCUGAAGACCCAGCAGUCACAACUUGUUGUCUUUGGGAAGGAGCUCAGCACAGCCCACCAAUACGGCCUGGCUGGAGGCGUCUCCUUUCCAUUCUUCUGGUUGGCGGGAGCUGGCUCUGCUGUCUUCUGGGUGCUGGGUGCCACGUUGGUAGUUAUUGGUUCACAUGCCGCCUUCCAUGAACUGGAAUCUGCCGAGACCGAUGAGCUGCAGAUGGAGCCUGUGUGAAUGGCGUGGGGCAGCCAAGUGCCCUUCGCCCCCUAUAUCGCUGUUACCCUGUCCUGUGUAAAUACCGCUGCUAUUCCAUUCCAUUGCCAUGUGCCAGACCCUUCCUUCCUUCCUUCCCCAAGAGACUGGCUUUGAGGCUCUCUCCAGAUCUUAGAAACCCUUGAUGCUCUCCCUACUUUUUUGCGGGGGGGGGG